Molecule: messenger RNA, 1341 nt
Organism: Argentina anserina (silverweed cinquefoil)
Lineage: Eukaryota; Viridiplantae; Streptophyta; Magnoliopsida; Rosales; Rosaceae
Exons: 8
Coding region: 272-1015 (247 amino acids)
Molecular function (GO): S-adenosylmethionine-dependent methyltransferase activity
Source: RefSeq, a predicted model, not a curated record
GUUUCAUCUUCGAUUUUGUAGCAGUAACUGGUUGACCCUUUUAACUGUCACCGAUAACUCAACAAUGCCCUAAUGUGUUGGAAUUGGUCUCAGGCUUCCUCACCGGCUACCACAUUUGGCGGGUGUUUAUUCUUGUUCUUCAUCUUAUUCGAUCACUAGUGCAGUUGCGUCUGUUCCUAAUCUAGCAAAAGUUGUGAGCAAGUGGAGCAGUGGAGGUAGAGCACCGAGGCGUUUGGUAUUGGGCCUUGGAGCUUCACUUUGGGCUCAGUUGAUGAACAUGUCUGGUGCUGUUGGCGGCAAAGCUUUCACUGCCUCUGCUAGGCUGAAGAGUGGUCCUUCCUUUGAAGAGAUAUUGAAAAAUGUGGAGUGGCCGGAGCAAAUUCCUUACAAGCCUGAGGAUUUCCAGCGCUAUGAUGAGUCACCAGAUACAUUGUUUUAUGAGAGUCCGCGCUUUGUGACACAUAUUGAUGAUCCAGCCAUUGCAGCACUGACCAAGUACUAUUCUAAGGUGUUUCCACCUAGCAACACUCCAGGAGUAACCAUGCUGGACAUGUGUAGCAGCUGGGUCAGUCACUUUCCUCCAGGAUACAAGCAAGAGAGAGUAGUUGGAAUGGGAAUGAAUGAAGCAGAGCUAAAGGCGAAUCCGGUUUUGACAGAGUAUGUUCUUCAAGACUUGAAUGUCGACCCUAAACUUCCCUUUGAAGAUAAUUCCUUCGAUGUGAUAACUAAUGUGGUUAGUGUUGAUUAUAUAAACAAGCCUAUUGAAGUUUUUAAGGAAAUGUGCCGGAUUCUUAAGCCAGGGGGACUUGCUAUAAUGAGCUUUUCCAACCGUUGUUUCUGGACUAAAGCAAUCUCAAUCUGGACAUCAACUGGUGAUGCUGAUCACGGUCUGAUUGUUGGGUCAUAUUUCCACUAUGCCGGAGGAUAUGAACCUCCUCAGGGGGUGGAUAUUUCUCCAAACCCUGGACGCUCAGACCCCAUGUACAUUGUAUACUCUAGAAAGUUGUCUGCGUGAUAAACCAAAUGUGAGUGACUACCUUUUCAUCCAAUCGAUCAGUUGUCUAAUUUUCUAUAGAAACUGUCACAGUAUUAAAUAUUGUAAUCUUAGGUAGUGAUUCCUCCCGGAACAGAAAAGGUUCGGUCGAUGUUACCAAACUGCUCUUAUUUCUGGUCUCCAGCUAUAACUUCUGAAAUUGGCCAACAGGGGCAGUGUAACAGUGGUUUUUUUUAAAGGAAGAUAUUAGUUAUACAGUUAUAGUGCAGAUGUUGAAAGCCAUUGUAUUACUGCGAGAACCAUUUGUAUAAUGUAUUGGCUAUGUGUUAAAUAGGAAAGGGUCGAUC